Molecule: messenger RNA, 1678 nt
Organism: Sphaeramia orbicularis (orbiculate cardinalfish)
Lineage: Eukaryota; Metazoa; Chordata; Actinopteri; Kurtiformes; Apogonidae
Product: BTB/POZ domain-containing protein kctd15-like
Exons: 5
Coding region: 435-1247 (270 amino acids)
Biological process (GO): protein homooligomerization
Molecular function (GO): protein binding
Source: RefSeq, a predicted model, not a curated record
UGGAGGAAGAAGCUGGAGGAGCGCAGAUCAUCUCCGAGAGACGGAUUCACAUUUAAAGACGCAGCUGCUUGAUGGAUGAUAGACUGUCCUGAUCAUUCCCCUCACAUCCUCCUGACUAAGCCCACUGACAGGCGGAGGAUCGGGCUGUUUUUUCCACUCGGUUCAAACAAACGAGUUGAGGCGAGAGACUUCAACCAUCCGCCCGCGUUAUUGUAACCUAAUCCUGGCCCCUGGGGGUCUGAAGGGCCCCGGGCAACACUCCUUUUUUUCUUUCAGCCCUCCUCUUUAUUUUUCAGACGCUCACUUGUUUUUUGCCGCCUCUGCUUCACACACACACACCGGAGGACAGACAGACAGACACAGACAGACUGACGAAGCCCAGCCGGUAUCCGCACAUUUCAACCCCGGGACGGAGCACACACACGCCGGUCUCCAUGUCUUCUGUGUCGGUGUCCUCUCAGGAGGGGCGGAGCAUGUCCAGGAUGUCUCUGAGCCGCUCCCCAGUGUCGCCCAUGACGGCCCAGGGUAUCCCAUCACCUGCACAGCUCACCAAGGCCAACGCCCCCGUCCACAUCGACGUGGGCGGACACAUGUACACCAGCAGCCUGGCCACACUCACCAAGUACCCCGAGUCCAGAAUCAGUCGUCUGUUCAACGGCACCGAGCCCAUCGUCUUGGACAGUUUGAAGCAGCACUACUUCAUUGACAGAGAUGGAGAUAUUUUCCGCUACAUCCUCAGCUUCCUGCGGACCUGCAAACUGCUUCUGCCAGAAGACUUCAAGGACUUUCCUCAGCUGUACGAGGAGGCGCGUUACUACCAGCUGACUCCGAUGGUUCGGGAGCUGGAGCGCUGGCAGGCGGAGCGCGAGGCCCAGCGGACGCCACCCUGCGAGUGUCUGGUGGUUCGCGUCACACCUGACCUGGGUGAGAGGAUCGCACUCAGCGGAGAGAAGGUGCUCAUCGAGGAGAUCUUCCCUGAGACCGGUGACGUCAUGUGCAACUCGGUCAACGCGGGCUGGAACCAGGACCCCACCCACGUCAUCCGCUUCCCCCUGAACGGAUACUGCAGACUCAACUCUGUACAGGUCCUGGAGCGUCUGUUUCAGAAAGGCUUCACCAUCAAGGCGUCCUGCGGCGGAGGCGUUGAUUCGUCCCAGUUUAGCGAGUACGUCCUGUGUCGUGACCUGCGGCACAGCCAGUCCAUCACCAGCACCCCGAUCCGGAUCAAACAGGAACCUCUGGACUAACGCUCCCAUCAGUCCCUGUUCUCAUGUGUGGAUGUUUCAGAAACGCCGAGCGGACCGACCUCAGGACUCAAACAUCACCAAUAAGUUGAAGACUUUGGAAAGACCUUUGACCUCUGCUGCAGACUCAAAACACAGACAGGAAUGCUUUAAAAGAAGAAACCUGAUCACGAUACGGUCUGAUAACUUCUGUAAAGUCAAGUGAAAGACAACAUUUGUAAUAAGGAUCUAAAUCUCUUUUGUUUGAUUUUAACCGCUUGCUUGGUGAAUAUUGUCCACUGUGUAAACAAAAGGUAAUUUUUAUAAGUGUGUAAGGAUGCCACAGGGUGCGUAAUUUAAUUCUUUUUAUAAAACUGCAAUUUUGAAAAUGUAUAUUUAAUGUAUUAAUGUCAAUUUUUCAUUUGUACAGAUGUAUUAAUAAAAAGUUAAAAGGU